Cooperia oncophora is the source of this 450-nucleotide messenger RNA. Lineage: Eukaryota; Metazoa; Nematoda; Chromadorea; Rhabditida; Trichostrongylidae. The record is from the annotation of a GenBank genome assembly.
AUGGCUGAAACCAGGUUGGAUAGUCAGAUGGCCGAGCCAUCAGUGAUUGUGGCCAAGGCAAAGUUCAGUUUUGAGGGCAAAAACAAUGACGAACUGUCCUUCUCGAAGAACGACAUGAUAACCAUCACCCAGCAAAUCGAAGGAGGGUGGUGGGAAGGGACAAUUAACGGUAAAACAGGAUGGUUCCCUGCCAAUUAUGCGAGUAUCAUCACCGAAAAAGACAAGUUAAUGCGAUCGAAAUCCGUGCCAAAUGCAAGUGCUUUAGCGAAUGGUAUCAACGCUUCGAAUGGGAUAUCGGUAAGCGGCGACGUGGUCAACUCCAACGCAUCCCGCUCUCAAUUUCGUGCAGAAAUAAUGCGUGAUUUUAUACGAUCCGAAGAGGCCUAUGUGGCUAGCGUGCAGAGAACUCAUGAAGAGCUUUUGCUGCCCAUUAGAGCGGCAGGCAUGUGA